Molecule: messenger RNA, 1524 nt
Organism: Penicillium oxalicum
Lineage: Eukaryota; Fungi; Ascomycota; Eurotiomycetes; Eurotiales; Aspergillaceae
Exons: 2
Coding region: 1-1524 (507 amino acids)
Source: RefSeq, a predicted model, not a curated record
AUGUCAGCAGUCUGGGAAGCGGUGCAUGCACUUGCGCUCCUUCAAGAGCAAAUAUACACGGCGUGGCGCGGCCGACGGGUGUUGAGCUUGAUCAGCUUCGACGUCAAAGGAGCCUCUAUUGGAGUGUGCGAAGAACGAUUGCUUCAGAGGAUGAAAGCGCGAGGCAUACCGGAGGUUCUGCUCCGGUGGGUUGAGGCGUUCUGCUCGGAACGAACGGCGACUAUCCAAAUCAAUGGGCAAAUGUCUGAGGUCCAAAGGCUGCCACAGGCUGGACUGCCGCAGGGCUCGCCGCUUUCCCCAAUCCUAUUCCUCUUCUUCAACGCAGACCUCGUGACCGGACCAACUGCGCAGAGUAAUCCGGAAGGUAUUGAAGCAAUUGUCAAUAAAGCACUCGGCUGGGAGAAAAGGAGUAGCGCGACGUUUGAGGCAGACAAAACAGCCAUCAUACACUUCGCCUCUAAUGCUAACAAAUCAGACCAGAGGCCUUUCACCAUCAAGGGACAGACCGUUGAGCCCAAAGACCAUGUCAAAAUUUUGGGCGUCCUCAUGGACACGAGACUCAAGUACAAGGAGCAUAUCGUGAGGGCAGCGUCUAAAGGCCUGGAGGCAGCGAUGGAGUUUCGGCGACUUCGUGGCUUAUCCCCAGCCACAGCACGGCGGUUACUCACAUCGACGGUGGCUCCGGUGGUAGACUACGCCUCUAGCGUCUGGAUGCACGCUUGCAAGGAUAAGGCAAUCGGGCCAAUCAACCGAGUCCAAAGGGUGGGAGCGCAGGCAACUGUAGGGACAUUUCUCACAGUUGCAACCAGCCUGGCGGAGGCAGAUGCUUACAUUGCCACUGCCCAACACCGUUUUUGGAGACGGGCCGUGAAAAUGUGGACGGACCUCCACACUCUCCCAGAAACCAAUCCUCUCCACAGGAAUACAGCUCGGAUCAAGAAAUUUAAGAGGUAUCACCGUUCACCGCUGUACCAGGUAGCGGACGCUCUGAAAAGCAUUGAGAUGGAGACACUGGAAACCAUCAAUCCGUUUACAUUAGCACAUUGGGAGACACGCAUGCAGACCGACGUUGAAGCAAUGCCGGCCUCACAGACUGUACCGGGUGGGUCAAUGCAAGUCGCAGUCAGCAGUUGCGCACGAAACGGGCUCGUAGGGCUUGGGGUGGCGAUCGAGAAGCAACCACCUCGAUAUCGAAAACUGAAACUGAAGACCUUUUCCGUGACAUUAGGCGCAAGAUCAGAGCAAGAUCCGUUCUCCGCGGAGCUAGCAGCAAUAGCACAUACAUUGAACAUGCUAGUGGGACUGAAUGAUUACAGGAUCAGGUUGCUCUCGAGCAACAAAGCCGCGGCUCUCACGAUGAGGAACCCUCGACAACAAUCAGGCCAGGAAUUCGUCUGCCAGACGUACAAGCUGAUGAGAAGACUGCGGAGAAAUGGAAGCCCUGUCAAUAUUCUUUGGGUUCCUACCAGCAAAGACAUUCAACUGCCAGGUCUGGCGAAAGAGCAGGCCAGAACUGCGACCUAG